Athalia rosae (coleseed sawfly) is the source of this 1468-nucleotide messenger RNA. Its product is annotated as sin3 histone deacetylase corepressor complex component SDS3. Gene Ontology annotation, molecular function: histone deacetylase binding. Gene Ontology annotation, cellular component: Sin3-type complex. Gene Ontology annotation, biological process: negative regulation of transcription by RNA polymerase II. The record is from RefSeq and is a predicted model, not a curated record. The transcript has 8 exons. NCBI's taxonomy places the organism in Eukaryota, Metazoa, Arthropoda, Insecta, Hymenoptera, Athaliidae. Bases 199 to 1182 code for a protein of 327 amino acids.
CUUCUCAACGCUGAUCAUGGAGUUGACACCAUUUGUUGACACUCGUGCUCUUUACCCUCCACACCUCUUGUAGUAAAUAAUAACACAACAUAACCCUAUGUCAAAGUUCUUCGCGGAGAAAAUCUACUCCGAUUUUCCAUCAGUCAAUCAGUUACUACUUAAAGUCUGCAUACAGUGAACAAUUGUUAUCAAAUUACAAUGUCGUUUCAAGGGUCUCCGUUUUCAACUCCCUAUGGGCAAGAUGAUUAUGACAUCGACGAGGAUAAUGAUGAAUACCUGGAAGAGGAUCGUGAUUUGGAGGAUCAAGAUGAGAGCGACGAAGAUACGGAAGAAGCCAGCGAACCUGAUAUGGGAAAAUCAGAAGAAUACACCGAAAUAAAAGAGCAAAUGUAUCAAGACAAAUUGGCCAGCCUAAAAAAACAGCUUCAACAAUUGAAAGAUGGAACACAUCCAGAAUACAAUCGUAAGCUCAAACGUCUGGAGGUACAAUAUAAAGAAAGGUUACGAAUCAAUGGUAUUUACCGCGACUACCUCACAGAAUGGGUAGAAAGAGAUUAUAUUCUUGAGAAAAAAGCAGCGGCAAAAGAAUUUGAAGAGAAAAAAAUCGAUCUCAAAGAAAACCUACUCACAGAUAUGGAGGAGAAACGUAAAAUGAUCGAAUCAGAUCGUCACACAAUGGAACUGACUGGUGAUUCUAUGGAGGUGAAACCCCCUAUGACCAGAAAAUUACGCCGGCGACCGAAUGACCCAGUACCUGAAAAAGUAGAAAAACGACGGAAGCCACCACCAGCUCAAUUAAAUUACUUACUUGAUGAAAAAGAAAUUGAGAAUGAUUUGAAAGCAAUUAGCCGUGGUAAAAUAGUGACUACUGUACGGAAACCAGCCGUUUUGGCCACUUUCAAUGUUGUCAAUGUUCCAAAUCAGCAUGUUGCUCCUUCCCCCGAUGCUCCUUUGGUAGAAACAAGGAUAGAAGAUGGAAAACUGUUGUACGAAAGAAGAUGGUUCCAUCGUGGUCAGCCUGUUUAUGUCGAGGGCAAGGACUUACCUAGAUUUGCUGGCAACAUAUCAGCCAUAGGAACUGAAGUAAUUUGGGUUAAGAAAGUCUCUGACAAUACCAAAGUCAGGAUAUACAUAUACCAACUUAGUCGUGGAAAGAUUUCCAUCAAACGCCGAGCAUCGUAAUGAACAAUAACAAAUGUUGGUGUUUGCGCCACCAAUGGAACCAAAGUUGUUGAUGGUAUUGCAUACUUAUAUAGAUAUACUUUGAAAAUAAGCAAGGGUGUAUCAGCAGCGAUAUUAUUACCUACAACUAAUCGGAGGGAUGCAUCACAGAUGAAAAGUUAUAGUAUUUGUUCACAUAACCGUUUUUCCAGGAUUGCUUUCCUAUACUGGAACAAUGUGGAUUUAUUAUUAACUACUAUAAAUAAUAUUGCUAUUGUUAAUCCGAAUAAACUAUAUGCGACCAAGA